AUGCAGAUUAUUGAAAUUGAUGAUUCAGUAACGGAGACAGAAAUCAUCAGCCAAGUUACACCUGUCGGUGGAUGUAAUGUGAGCGACGUGAAGACGGGUGUUAUAAGGCAUCUGGCAAGUGAAUUAUGUGCCAUUUGGAUCCAGUGCCCGGCUGAUUCGGCACAGGCCAUGGUUAAGGCGGGCCGCAUCAGGCUGAGGUGGACAUCAGCCCGAGUCGUGUUGCUUCNCUCGAGGAAGCUCCAAUGUUUUCGAUGCUUGGAGUUUGGACAUGUGAGGACCACGUGUCCUAGCACAGUGGACAGGAGCAGCUUGUGCUACAAAUGUGGCGAAACGNGACACAAGGCGUUAACCUGUGUCAAUCGUGUUCGAUUGUCUGUCGGCAACAGACAGAUGUUCCCACUGUAG
Messenger RNA from Pseudomyrmex gracilis, 405 nucleotides. RefSeq lists its product as uncharacterized. Bases 1 to 405 code for a protein of 134 amino acids. The record is from RefSeq and is a predicted model, not a curated record. The transcript has a single exon. Gene Ontology annotation, molecular function: nucleic acid binding; zinc ion binding. Lineage: Eukaryota; Metazoa; Arthropoda; Insecta; Hymenoptera; Formicidae.